AUGGCCGCAAAACCAACCGACUACGAUAUCAUCAUUGUCGGGGCUGGCAUCUCUGGUGUCAAUGCCGCCUACCGAAUUCAAACGCAGCUGCCGCCAGGCACAACCUACACGAUUCUGGAAGCGCGCGAUAAUAUGGGCGGUACCUGGGAUCUCUUCAAGUAUCCUGGCAUUCGCUCCGACUCGGACCUUUACACUUUUGGGUUCCCUUUCCGCCCCUGGACCAAGGAAAAUGCCAUUGCGGAUGGACCGUCCAUUGUCAACUACAUCAAGGAUACGGCAGCGGAAUACGGCAUUGACCAGCAUAUCCAGUUCCGUCAUAAGCUUUUGUCGGCCAAUUGGUCUUCGGAAUCCCAGACAUGGUCAUUGGACGUCGAUGGAGAUGGCACAAGAAAGAGGUUGAAUUCGUCAUUCAUGAUCAUGGCCACGGGCUAUUACGACUACAAUGAGCCGCUGCAGACAACCAUCCCGGGUCUCGAGAAUUUCAAGGGUUCCAUCGUGCAUCCGCAGUUUUGGCCUGAAGACUUGGACUACUCGAACAAGAAGAUUGUCAUCAUUGGCAGCGGCGCGACCGCCAUUACCCUCCUUCCGAAUCUCGCAGAGAAGGCCUCUCACGUCGUCAUGCUUCAACGCUCGCCUGGCUACAUCGUUUCCCUUCCUUCUGUUCGGCCCCUCGACCACAUCGCCCGCUCAAUCCUCCCCGCCUCGCUCGCCAAUGCCCUCAUCCGCUGGCGUUUUCUGAUAACAAGCUACCUCUUCUAUCAUUUCUGCCGCGUCUUCCCUAACGUCGCGCGAACCCUCAUCCGCCGUGGCACCGUCCCGCAACUCCCCAAGAACGUUCCCCAUGAUCCGCACUUCGUCCCCAACUACAACCCGUGGGAACAACGUAUGUGCAUGUGUCCGGAUGGCGACUUCUACAAGGCGCUUCAAGAAGGAAAGGCAUCCAUCACGACCGGGCGGAUCAAAACCGUCGUCGACGGCGGCAUCGAGCUCGAAGAUGGCUCGCGUAUCGACGAUGUCGACAUGAUCGUCACCGCCACAGGGCUAAAGGUCCAACUGGCCGGCGGCGCUCAGAUCAACGUCGAUGGGGAACGGAUCGAUCCGGGCAAGAAGUUCAUUUGGAAAGGGCUCAUGCUGCAGGACGUCCCCAACCUGGCAUACGUCAUCGGCUACACCAACGCCUCGUGGACGCUGGGUGCGGACGCGACGGCCCAACUCGUGACGCGUCUGAUCAAGCACAUGCGUGGCAAGGGUAUCACGAGCGCUGUGCCGCGCAUUGAGAGCCCAGAAGACCUGAAGCCGAUGCCGGUGUUGAAUCUCAGCUCGACGUAUCUCCACAAGGCGGAAGGCGCGCUGCCCAAGGCGGGUGAUAAGGGCCCGUGGGUGGCGAGGAAGAGCUAUUUUACUGACAUUUGGAAUGCGAAGUUUGGGGAUAUCAAGACGGGCCUGCAGUUCUAUAGAGUCUCGACGUAG
Lasiodiplodia theobromae is the source of this 1470-nucleotide messenger RNA. Its product is annotated as Flavin-containing monooxygenase. The record is from RefSeq and is a predicted model, not a curated record. Gene Ontology annotation, molecular function: N,N-dimethylaniline monooxygenase activity; flavin adenine dinucleotide binding; NADP binding. NCBI's taxonomy places the organism in Eukaryota, Fungi, Ascomycota, Dothideomycetes, Botryosphaeriales, Botryosphaeriaceae. The coding region runs from base 1 to 1470 and encodes 489 amino acids. The transcript has a single exon.